Lithohypha guttulata is the source of this 1695-nucleotide messenger RNA. RefSeq lists its product as uncharacterized. Bases 1 to 1695 code for a protein of 564 amino acids. Gene Ontology annotation, molecular function: catalytic activity. The transcript has a single exon. The record is from RefSeq and is a predicted model, not a curated record. NCBI's taxonomy places the organism in Eukaryota, Fungi, Ascomycota, Eurotiomycetes, Chaetothyriales, Trichomeriaceae. Gene Ontology annotation, biological process: base-excision repair.
AUGCCAUCUGGCAGACGACAUGAUCCUGAAGAUAGAUGUUACGAGCAGAGCCGCUUCCGUACAGAUCUAAAGCAGUUCCUGUAUCAAGAUACCACCACAAGCGAUUCAGCUGUCAAAGUCAGUGCUGGACAUGGCCAAGACCACACAACGAAUGUUUCUCGCGCGUCGGCGACAGAGAGGAAAGAAUGUCCAUCGAACGAGGUCGCUCAGGACGAAGACAGUAAGGGUCAGCGGUCACUAGUGGUCACACUUCGAGUGUCAUAUUAUCUCUUCAGCUUCACACAACUGAAAAGACUUGGUAUACGAACGGCGGGCAAGGCAAGUAAAUUCAGACUGGGGCACAAUCCAUGGCAAGGUCUCGGGUUUCCGAAGCCGACCGCCGAGACUGUGCGAGAAGUACAUAGACGACUUUCCGACUAUCACGAGCAUUUCAGCUUUGGCUCAUUCGUCAACGCUCGUGCGUGUUCGGGACCCGUCGUCACGGUUGACAAAGUCAUCCAAGUUAUGCUUGCUCAGAAUGCAGGGAACGAGAACGCUAUAGACACCCACUCUCGACUAUGCAAUACAUACACAUAUGUCGUGAACGGAGACAAGUACGCUGGUAAAACACCGAACUGGCACGAAAUCAGACAUUUACCUAUCGAAGAACUUCAAAGAGCUCUGGAACCAACAGGAUAUUACCAGAAGCGUGCUGCGAGCAUCAUGGCAAUACUCGAAGUUGUACACAGAGAAAAUACUGUCCGUAAAGCCCAUGGCUUACAGACGUACCAAUACGAUGAUAACCCGCCAGACACAAGAGAUUUUGUGGAUGGGAUGUUGUCGAUGGCUUACAUCACAGACGAUGCAGAUAAUUCGACUGUCGCUGUGCUUGAUCGCCUUUUAGCACUUCCGAAUAUUGGACCGAAAUCAGCAAUGUGUAUAGCUGCAUUUCAGCUGAAACGCCCACUCUUUGUUGUCGAUACUCACAUUCUGCGUUAUACAAAAUGGCUAGGCUGGAUCCCGCAGACCUGCAACGAUAACAACAUAGCCGCAAUGUACCUCCAUGAUAUAAUACCGGAAGACAUUAGGUACGACUUACACAAUCAGAUUUGGACACAUUGUGCAAAGGAAAACUCCUCAGGAUCUCGUGGUCGUCGUAUCAUCUGUCCAUUCUGUGGCUCAAUUCCCCCGUCUCGUGCAAAGCUGGAGCAGUUUGGCGAAAUUACAUGUCCCGUCGCAGGAUUUCUCCCUCCUCUGAGUCAAAGAUGGCCCGAACGUGCUUGGCAAGAAGUAGAAGUUGUUGAAAAAUCCGUUCCAACGGUCCUCCAAGCAGUAAGACACCGACCUCGGCACGGGAACACGGCUACAUUGAAACACUUCUCGACAGCAUCCAAAAGCAGUGAUACGACAAGAAGGGCUAUUGACCUGGCCUCAUUGCGAAGACGAAAACUCAAGUAUCUUCGAACCAUGGCAUUUAGUGAUCUGACCGUUGACCAAGCAGAAUCACAAGGCUAUCUCCUCUGGAUGUUCCGACCCCUGGACAAUUCAUUCGGCGAGGAAUGGGGAACUUUCGAAGAGUUACCGAGAUUCAAGUGGGAGAGGCCUACGGUUAUGGAUGCUGAAGUCGCUGUGAGUUACAAAUAUGCAUUGGACGUGCUAGAAGGCAGAGUACAGCAUCCUUGGUCUAAGAUAUCAAGUGCGAAAGAGCAGGUCUGA